Messenger RNA from Anastrepha ludens (Mexican fruit fly), 1274 nucleotides. RefSeq names its product telomere-binding protein cav. The coding region runs from base 92 to 1057 and encodes 321 amino acids. NCBI's taxonomy places the organism in Eukaryota, Metazoa, Arthropoda, Insecta, Diptera, Tephritidae. The transcript is spliced from 2 exons. The record is from RefSeq and is a predicted model, not a curated record.
GAUUCGCCUUGUUGAAGUGUUUGUUUUCUAUUUUUGUAUUUGUUUUCAAUUUUUUAGAGGCUCCGUCUAAUAAAAGUCGUUAAAUCUUUCAAUGGAUCCAAAAAAUAUGCUUUUUCGACUGGAGGAUCUCACGGUCCAAAAAGUAUACGAGGAGUACGGCAUAUCCGAGGAAACAAGGAAACAAAAUCCAGGUUUAUAUAAAAUGUUCGUCGAGGAUUUUAUACCCACGCGUGAAGAUUUGGAACGGGAAAUUGAUGAGGACAGCUUAAAAGAAUUAUGUUUGCGCUUGCCUUGUCGUGUGUUAAUGUAUCGUUGGAAUCCAGUACAAGACUUUGUUGAUCAAUUUACGCGCCAAGGGCGCAUACAAAGAUGGACACAGGAGAAAACACAAAAACUUUUAGUAAAAGCUGUGCAGCGGCAUAAAAAUGUGUGUCUAUAUAGUGACGAUGAAAUACGUAAACACCGAGAAAAGGAAUGGUGUGAAAGGAAAAAAGAAAAUUUGAUGCGACUAGAAGUUUGGGAAUACGAUAGGCAGCAGCAAGAGUACAACUGGCAAUCGGAAGAACAGCAAUACAGUGAUUCGAGUAUUCUAGAUACCGCCGAAGACCAUGAUGCUAUUUCAAGCCAAGCGAACGAAGAGCGGGCUAUAGCUGCAACUGUUCUCGACUUGGAUGCUGUGAUGGCCGAGUUGCAUGGUACCACAGUUGAAUCGACACCUUCUGAUGACGCACAAAUGCAACCAUUAAGUCAAAGCACAGAUACGAACGUUGUUGGCAGUAGAACAACUACAGACAAAGGACAACCUGCAUCGCUACCCACCACACAAAAUACAGAAGAGCUAGCGGGUAGAGAAUACGUUGAGAUGGUGCAACAACUAAACGCAGAUUCGCAUCCAAAUUUAGCGGAUUAUGUUAAUGUAAAUACUGAGUCGAUGCAAUUGGGUGAUUCAACAACAAUUUCACAAGAUGUACUUAUUGAUGGUGAAUGUACUCCGCCGUAUUGUGAAUUUACUACACUUCUAUCAAUAACUUCAACUCAAUCGCCGACUGCUAAAUAAAGUACUGUUUCGCAUGCCAUAAAUAUUAUAUAUAGCUGACUUGGAUGCCAACAUAGCCGAGUGCUCCAUUUGUCACGCAAUGGUGCGUAAAAUAUCAAGCAGUGAACGUUCCUUGGCUGGCAAUGGCAUAACUCCUGGUGCAUUUUUACUACUUGAAAAAGCUUUUUAUAGAAAUCAUCUGUCAUACAUAGGCGACAUAAAACUCACAAGCACUCUA